Messenger RNA from Strongylocentrotus purpuratus (purple sea urchin), 2986 nucleotides. RefSeq names its product flagellar protofilament ribbon protein rib74 (gene efhc1). Gene Ontology annotation, molecular function: alpha-tubulin binding; calcium ion binding. Bases 200 to 2137 code for a protein of 645 amino acids. The record is from RefSeq and is marked validated. Gene Ontology annotation, cellular component: axoneme; mitotic spindle. Gene Ontology annotation, biological process: mitotic spindle organization; mitotic cytokinesis; cilium-dependent cell motility. The transcript is spliced from 11 exons. Lineage: Eukaryota; Metazoa; Echinodermata; Echinoidea; Camarodonta; Strongylocentrotidae.
CAUAACCAUACAUGUUUACAUAGCAACCCAGCUGCCAAGCUAUACCGGUGUUAGCAACGCGUGUGAUUGUGAAUGAGCGAUUCGCUCAUGUAGGAUUUCCCCUGCGACGACGUGCGUGUUGUGUAUUCGAUCGUGUGUUGUGUUCGCUUAGGAUUUUAAUACACAGUCAACCACAUAAGAGAUAACGCGGAAAAGCAAUAUGGCUCUCCCAUUUUUACCGGGAAAUUCGUUCACAGACCCAACGCAACGCAAAUUUCACAGAUCCCAAUCCCUCGGUUACAAGAACGGGUAUGCCCUCCCAGCGAGGCCAGAGGUCGGUAUCGGAGGUGAACCCCUAGAGGUCAACCAACUCACACUCUCAGAACUUGACGAACUGAACAACAAGAGACCCACACUGACCUACGGCCAAGCCAAGCAAGCACCACCAGAAGAUUUUAUACCAGCACAUGUGGCUUUCGAUAAAAAGGUACUGAAAUUCAAUGGAUUCUACAAGCAGACCGUCCAUGAGUCUCCCAGCGAGUACUUCCGCGUCCGUCCCGUUAUCCUCUACUACUACUUGGAAGAUGACAGCAUCUCCGUCAUUGAACCACACGUGGAAAACAGCGGCAUGCCUCAGGGCAAGCUCAUCAAGCGCAUGAGGUUGCCCAAGAACGACCAGGGCGAUCACUGGCACUGGAAGGACAUCAAUCUCAACAUCAACGUCACCUUCUAUGGCAAGGUCUUCCACAUCACAGACUGUGAUAGGUGGACAUCGGACUUCAUGGCCAGUGAAGGAAUUGAGCUGAACGCCCCUGUAGGUGCCCCCACCGACCCCUACACGGACUCCCGCAAGGAGAAGUCUGCCGUCGACGCAUUCACCACUCCUAGUACUUUUGACAAACUCAAGCAGUUCCUAGAUCUAGAUCGCAAGGUUCUACGGUUCUUCUGCGUGUGGGAUGACCGUAGCAGUAUGUUCGGUGAGCAGCGCCCAUUCAUCAUUCAGUACUACCUUGUGGACGACACGGUAGAGGUCAGAGAGGUCCACGACCCCAAUGACGGCCGAGAUCCGUUCCCUCUCUUCCUCAAGCGACAAAGGGUGCCCAAGGACCGUGACAACGUUGACUCCUCCUUCCGUGCCGUCGUCAUGGAGCUCUCCAACCACGAGAUCAAGGACUGGUACAACCCGCCAGACUUUGGUAUCGGCAAGACCGUCUUCAUCUACAACAGGCCAUUCCUCAUCUACGAUGCCGAUAACUUCACCAAGGCCUACAUGCAGCAGAACUACGGAGUCCAGGGAUCAGGCCCCAUCAAGGUCUCUACAGAGGCACGCAAUCUCGCCAAGAUGGAUCUGCCGCCGUACAACGGAUUUGGUUCGUACGAAGACUCGCUGCAAUCCUGCUUGUCCCUGGUACCCCAGCCUCCCAAGAAAGACUUCAUCAAGAUGCUGGAGAACGAUCAUAAGAUUCUGCGAUUCGAAGCCAUCAUGGAUUCUGUGCGGCCCGAAGACAAGGGUCGUCGGUUCAUCAUCAGUUAUCGUCUGGCCGACGACAUGAUCAAGAUCUUUGAGCCUCCCGUCCGUAACUCUGGAAUCAUCAGCGGGACAUUCCUUGAGAGAACGAGAGUGACCAUGCCAGGCUCGACACCUGAGAACCCUAAAUUCUAUGGCCCACAGGACCUCACUGUCGGCUCCUGCCUUGAGGUAUUCAACCACCGGUUCGUCAUCACCGACGCCGACGACUACGUACUCAACUACCUGGAGGCUCACAGGCAAGACUUCCCAGGCUGCGAGAAGACCAUACACAGUAUCCAGGCCACCAGGGCCAUGGGCCUGCCCAACAAACCACUCACCUUAGCAUCGCAGAAGGGCGCCCCCAUGACUGUCCAGAGAACGCCCAACGACCUGAAACGACUCCUGGCAGAGGUCAAGGGUCAACUCCGCAAGGACAACUACAUCAACUUCACCUCCUUGACCGAAGCGUUCCUGCAGUACGACCGUGAUCGUUCCGGGAACAUCGACGUCAACGAGCUCAAGGCUGCCUGCCACAAGCAGAACCUGCCCCUGGACGAUGACGUCAUGCAAGCGUUGAUCGCAGAGUGUGGUGACGAGAACGGCAGAAUAAGCCACGCAGAGUUCAUGAAGUUCUUAACAUGGGACUAAGGGCAACAAGCCAAUGGAGAAUCCACACUGUCUUGACCGUUGUUCCACAACCCGACAGGUUGAUUGCAAACCUUAAGAGAAACACCCCGGGAUAGGAUUGUGGACAAGCUAUGAAAGCUAUGAAGCUAGAAACACUUGUACAACACUAUUUUAAUCCGUUUACAGAAAAUGUUGACAUAAGAAUGGUGACACUAAAACUACAUAAAAAAACCACUGGAGUAUACAAGAAAAUAAUUGUGCACAGUGAUAAAUCAAUAUACAUGUAGGAAAGAAAAUGCUCAAACUUAGUUGCAUGUUGUUAAAUAUUGUACAAGAUGAACUAUUUUUCCUCAUGUGUCGUUAUAUUCCUCACAAAAAAAAGUCAUCUGUUGAACCUAUCAGAGACAAAAUUGUUUUUCUUUGCAGCUGUGAGCUCAUGAUAGUUUUCUGUUUUUGUGUCUUAGAAAAGAGAGCUAUACAUUCAAAUCAGUGACAUUAUCUGUGUACAAUGAACAGUGGAAUUCAAAAUCCUAUCUUUUUCUGCAUGAAAUUAAAAUCCGUCCUUUGUACUUAAGUUUGUGUGUCUUUUUAGCAUUCACAGCAUUUUAUGUAGCAAUAAACACAACCUUUUCCAUAUGAUGCAAUGUAUGAACUGACUUUUAAGAGUCAGAAUUACCAUCUAUGCUAGCCUUGACAAAUUCCAUCCAUUUCUUCUUCAGCUUGCGUUUUUUUUACUCGCAGUUGUGCCGUAGAAAAGAAAACUAUGCAUCAAGAUAUCACUUUCUGCAGACAAUGCAAAUUAAUAUAUAGUGCAACUUCUACUCCAAAUGAUGAAAAAGCAUGUAAAUAAAAAAUCUUCUUACAUUCUUU